AUGAAUCCAACAGUUCUAAAAAUGAGUGUAAUGAAACUAGUGUAUAAAAAGGGAAGUAAGGAAGAUGUAUCCAACUAUAGACCAAUAUCACUAAUUCCCACUUUUAGUAAGAUAUUCGAAAGCAUUAUCCUGUCUCAGCUAAGUGACUUUUUUACAAAACAUAAACUGCUUAAGAUGCAGACUGCAGGUAUAUUUUUGGACCUGACAAGAGCAUUUGACAUGGUAAACCAUAGGGUACUUCUUAAAAAGAUAAAAUCAUGUAGUACUGGGGAUCAAGCCAUGAAUCUUCUAACCACCAUACCUGCUGAAUCAUAA
Molecule: messenger RNA, 315 nt
Organism: Schistocerca nitens (vagrant locust)
Lineage: Eukaryota; Metazoa; Arthropoda; Insecta; Orthoptera; Acrididae
Exons: 2
Coding region: 1-315 (104 amino acids)
Source: RefSeq, a predicted model, not a curated record